Molecule: messenger RNA, 1509 nt
Organism: Trichechus manatus latirostris (Florida manatee)
Lineage: Eukaryota; Metazoa; Chordata; Mammalia; Sirenia; Trichechidae
Product: cytochrome P450 11B1, mitochondrial
Exons: 9
Coding region: 1-1509 (502 amino acids)
Biological process (GO): cholesterol metabolic process; cellular response to peptide hormone stimulus; glucocorticoid biosynthetic process
Cellular component (GO): mitochondrion; mitochondrial inner membrane
Molecular function (GO): iron ion binding; heme binding; steroid 11-beta-monooxygenase activity
Source: RefSeq, a predicted model, not a curated record
AUGGCGCUGAGGGUGCAGGCAGGUGUGUGGACCCCAGGUCCCCGGCUGGCCCUGCACAGGGCCCGGCCACUGGGCACCAGGGCCUCGUCGGCCCGCCAGCCGGUGCUGCCCUUCGAAGCCAUCCCCCAGUGCCCCGACAACAAGUGGGUGAGGAUGCUGCGCAUCUGGAAGGAGCAGAGCCAGGGGAGCCUGCACCUGGAGAUGCAGAAGUACUUCCAGGAGCUGGGGUCCAUCUUCAGGUACGACAUGGGAGGGGUACCCGUGGUGAACGUGAUGCUGCCCGAGGACGCAGAGCGGCUGCAGCAGGCGGAAAGCCUGCACCCCUUCAGGAUGCCCUUGGAGCCCUGGCUGGUCCACCGUCAACAUCGCGGGCACAAACUCGGCGUGUUCUUGAUGAACGGGCCUGAAUGGCGCCACAGCCGGCUUCAGCUGAACCAAGACCUGCUCGAGCCCAGAAACACCCAGAAGUUCAUGCCCAUGGUGGACACAGUGGCCCGAGACUUCUCCCAGGCCCUCAGGAAGAAGGUGCUGCAGAAUGCCCGGGGAAGCCUGACCCUGGAUGUCCAGUCCAGCAUCUUCCUUUACACCAUGGAAGCCAGUAACUUCGCCUUGUAUGGAAAGCGGCUGGGCCUGCUCAGCUCCAACCCCAGCGCCGCCAGCCUGAACUUCCUCCAGGCCCUGCAGUCCGUGAUGAAAUCCACUGCGCAGCUCAUCUUCAUGCCACGGAGACUGUCCCGCUGGGUCAGCCCCAACACUUGGGAGGAGCACUUCCAGGCCUGGGACGUCAUCUUCCAGUAUGCCAACAAGGUCAUGCACAACACCUAUCAGGAGAUGGCGCUCGGCUGCCCGCGGCACUACAGCGGCGUCAUGGCGCAGCUGCUCUUCAACUCAGAUCUGUCCCUGGAUACCAUCAAGGCCAACGCUGUGGAGCUCACCGCGGGGAGUUCAGACACGAUAGCCAACACCUUACUGAUGAUGUUCUUCGAGCUGGCUCGCAACCCUGACGUGCAGCAGGCCCUGCGCCAGGAGAGCCAGGAGGCGGCAGCCGCCAUCGCGGAGAGCCCCCACAGGGCCAUGUCCGAGCUGCCCCUGCUGCGGGCCGCCCUCAAGGAGACUCUGCGGCUGUACCCCGUGGGUUUAACGGUGCAGAGGCGGGUAAAAUCCGACCUGGUCCUGCAGAACUACCACAUUCCCGCUGGGACGAAUAUCUUCUUGUACCUCUACUCCCUGGGUCGCAACCCCGCCGUGUUCCCCAGGCCCGAGCGCUACGACCCCCGGCGCUGGCUGACCAAGGCCUCCACCUCUAACUUUCGUCACGUGGCCUUCGGCUUCGGGAUGCGCCAGUGCCUGGGCCGGCGGCUGGCAGAGGUGGAGGUGCUGCUGCUCAUGCACCACAUGCUGAGAAACUUCCUCGUGAAGACCGUAUCCUCCGAGGACAUACAGAUGAUCUACCGCUUCGUGAUGGUCCCCUCCACCUAUCCCCUCCUCACCUUCCAGGCCAUCGACUAG